This is a messenger RNA of Rosa chinensis, 1318 nucleotides long. RefSeq lists its product as uncharacterized. NCBI's taxonomy places the organism in Eukaryota, Viridiplantae, Streptophyta, Magnoliopsida, Rosales, Rosaceae. The transcript is spliced from 2 exons. The record is from RefSeq and is a predicted model, not a curated record. The coding region runs from base 98 to 937 and encodes 279 amino acids.
ACCAGAUAUCGACCCGACAGCUCGAGAGGAUUCUGUUUGUACCAAGGAGGUGGCUGCAAAUCCUGUUGGUCUUAUCGACGGGACAAUCGCCCCAGAGAUGGAAAAUGAUACUAACGGUGGUGGUGCCCCCCAAGUCUCGCAAACAAAUGAGACAACCAUCGAAGCUGAGGGCUCUGUGCUUGAAUCUGCUCCACUUACCCAUGGUGAGCCGCGAGUUGAGUUUCCAGAUUCCCCUGAGGCUGAAGGGACAGACCAACCUGUUGAAGAUGAAGAAACUGAGGAAACUGUCCAUCCUUUUGCAUUGGUGGUUCAUGAUCCUGUAGCGCCUCUGCCGCCUCCUCCUCCUACCAGAUUUGAGAGAUUGAUGAGGGUGUUGGAGGUAACUCCUCCUUCUGCUGUGGAUGAGGCUAAAAUGGUGCUUCGCGAACAUGUGGGUCCUCAGGUAUUGGAGACUGACAUUCUCCCGCGAGUCUUAGAAGCCCUAAGGUAUCUUUGCCAGGAGAAGGUAUUGACCCAGCAGCAAUUUAGUGCUAUUAAUGAUCUGUUGAAUGAACUUGAUAUGGCCCGCCGAUGUCAAUCGGCCGCGAACACCCAGGCUCGGGAUGCUCAAGAGACUUUGAAUAGUCUUUCCCAAGAAAUGGACAUCCCCCGCGGUAUUUUAAAUGAGCGAGCCAUCCGCCUGCGCGAACUACAAAUCCAAAGGUCCGACUUCAAACUUCGGAUCGAGGAUCUCCAAGCACGUUUAGCCUUUAUUGAAAAUGCGAUUGUUGCAGAAGAAGCUCAACUCGAUGAACCUUUGGCUGCUUCUGAAGAAAUGGGCCGCAACCUGGCCCAUAUCAGAGAUCGGGCCACUCAGGCCGAAGCUGGUGCUAUUGAGGCGAAACGCCACGUGGAGGAAAUUUGUUUGAAAUUGAGCUUUGCAGGCCAAUCUUUGUAGGCCCCCUCAUAAACCGUUCAGUCUCCUCACAUGCUGCUAAUCCCUUCUUUUCCGAGAUUUAAGGCAUUAAUCACUCGUUGAAAAACAACGGUCGUGAAAAAUAAUCUUGUGAAAAGAACAGUUACCUCUUCGAAAACAGUUCGGUUUUCUCACAUGCUAUUAGUCUCUUUUUUUUUCUGAGAUUUGGAAUCACUAAUCUCGAUUUACUGACAUCAGUUUUGAAAUUGAGCUUCAUCCAAGGGUGGGGAUUUGCCUGAAGUCCUUACAAAUAGUUGUAUUUCGGGAAGGGAAUACUCACAACAACUUUUCUGAAAUAUUCAAGAAAUGGCCUUUCAGUCUUUGCUUCUUUUUCUCCUUCUUCACAAAUCUUCCCCUCAUGAA